Molecule: messenger RNA, 1800 nt
Organism: Lineus longissimus
Lineage: Eukaryota; Metazoa; Nemertea; Pilidiophora; Heteronemertea; Lineidae
Product: myeloid differentiation primary response protein MyD88-like
Exons: 6
Coding region: 226-1245 (339 amino acids)
Biological process (GO): MyD88-dependent toll-like receptor signaling pathway; positive regulation of canonical NF-kappaB signal transduction
Molecular function (GO): TIR domain binding
Source: RefSeq, a predicted model, not a curated record
UCUGGGGAAUCCGGCCCGGGGAAUCCCCACAAACAAGGAAGUGCAAAAAAGUACAUUUUAUGACAUGUAAGGCAAUAUUUCUUCGUAACUCUUCGUUAUUUCAGGAAGGGGUGAUCUGCUCCACGUUGUUCAUCACACAGGAAAGUAACAAACUUGGGAAGAGGCACAAGUGACAAAACCCUACACAAAACCAACAUAAUAUUGACGUUUCUUCACACCAUCGCCAUGGCUUCAUCAAAUCCAAUAUCUGAUGAGGAAUUCAAAGAACUUUUGAGGAGUGCUCCUGUCCACUGCAUCAACUACGCAACACGAGCAAGACUAUCACUAUUCCUUAAUCCUCCGCGCACCAUUCCGGCUCGAUGUGGGUAUUUACCUGAUUGGCGCGGUGUUGCUGAGCUCAGAGACUUCCAAUACCAACAGAUCCAAAAUUUUCAACUGUCUCCAGAUCCAACUGCAAGAUUAUUGGAUGAAUAUGAGUUUGCGGAAAGUCAGGACAAUUCAGUGCAAUCUUUGUUAGAUAUUCUGAAAACUUUAGAUCGAUUUGAUAUCCUUGAUGACUUGAAGGGGGACAUAGAGAGAGAUGUAAUGAAGUACCGGCGAACACAGCAAAGAGUGCAAGACCCGACAGUCACAUCAAAUCAGCCUGAUCCAAUACCUUUUCACAAUGAUUUCCUGGUACCCGAGGACAGAUACAUCGUCGUUGAUGACUCGGAGGACAAUGUGACUAUAUUUGAUGCAUUUGUCUGUUAUACGAAAGACCCCUCUGCAACUAAUGAUAGAGAAUUCGUAAAAGAGAUGGUCCGUGUUCUUGAGGGCCAGUUUGGCUUGAAACUCUACAUCAUGGAGCGAGAUCUUCUCCCAGGUACCAAUGAACUGUGUGUCUCAGCUGCUCUUAUUGAGAAAAGAUGCAAACGAACAAUCUUGGUGAUAUCACGGGCAUACCUACAAAGUCCAGAAUGCGAGGUGCACACACGGUCUGCCCUCUGCUUUUCACCUACUGCUCGAAAGAAAAUUAUGCCGAUUCGAAUUGAGAAGGAUUGUGCAAUUCCCAAGGUGUUGCGCCCGCUAACUAUCUUAGACUAUACGCGCGAGGACUUGGAAGAGUGGUUCUGGCCAAGUGUGGCCAAACAUUUAAAGAAGGAGUUCCCAACGUUCAGACAGGACAGCGUCAUUGAUAGUAGCCUCAGCAGUCUGACUUAUAAGCUGCCAGAUCUGCCUUCAGGGGAUUUUGCGUUGUUCAAAUGAUGAUUGAGUGUCCAGGGAUAAUGCCAGGCUGACACUAUUCAUAAGCAAUAAUUGUAUCACUUAACCGUACAUGUGCAUGUAUUGUAUUUGAGGCAUUUUCGAGUAGAAACUGAUGCUGCGCUGAUGGCAAUGGUUGUCAAACACCACACGAGUGGAGCUCCCACUUUGCCAAAAAUCUCGGGCUGCCACCUUAGCUUAGCCUUUGGCCUAAUUUAGCUCCACUCUUGCUGUGUUUGGCGAGACAAGCAACACUUCACAUUUGGUAUAAAUUAUUCUCGAAAAGAAGUGAUGUUUCUGGAAAUGCUUUGUAAAAAUUAUAAGUGCUAUUCUCCAGAUGUUAGGUUUAAGUGGGGUAAACUUAGGCAAGAAAGGGUGGUGUAAUUAUAGUCCCAUGCCAGUACAAUUGUAGACUGGGUGUACAAGUACUACUUGCUCUUUUCAACACUGUUGGCGCUAUACUUUACUCGCAUGUUCUGCUUUUCUGUAUGUAAUGCUUCCUGCAGGAAAGGAUUAUUCCAAGGUGCUUGACUAAUAAAAAUAAGAUUUUAUUGAAUA